Thecamonas trahens ATCC 50062 is the source of this 2625-nucleotide messenger RNA. RefSeq lists its product as uncharacterized. The coding region runs from base 1 to 2625 and encodes 874 amino acids. The record is from RefSeq and is a predicted model, not a curated record. NCBI's taxonomy places the organism in Eukaryota, Apusomonadida, Apusomonadidae. The transcript is spliced from 2 exons.
AUGGGCGACCAAGUUCGUAUUACGGUGAUCGACGGCCCGCCACCUGGCCUCCAGGAGAGCCAGGGCGAGGCUGGGGUUGCAAGCGGGCGGGCGUUGCUGGUUGACCGCGACGGGAGCUGGUCGUCGGUGGUGGUGGCCGUCCUCGCCCGGCUGGGCCACCCGACUGCACCGGAGCAUGUCGAAGCGACCCGACUGUACACGCCGCAGGGAGGCGAGUGCGAUCAUCCUGCCCUCAUCCGCCUCGACGAUGUGCUGUAUGUCGUCGAUCCGCUGCUCGACCCGCCUCCGACCUCGGCCAUCGUCUCGCCGCCGGCCUCACCCGCUCGGUCAUCGCCACCCGAUUCGACACCGACAGCCACGCCGCGCUCGCCCAUCCGCCCGCUUCCUCCGUCCGAGAACAAGCCGGAUGCGUCGUCGCCAAGGAAGCGCGUCACUCCGCGCUCGCCCAAGCCACGCUCGCCCAAGCCGCCACCGUCAGGACUCUCGUCGCCGUCACUGUUGUCGACGCCGCAGCGGACGCCGCGGAUCCCGCCGAGCGCACAGAUUGCCAACCGCGGUCACUUUUCGGCGGCAAGUGAGGGUGGCGGGACGAGCAGCCGAAAGCAGCGCCGCCAGAGCCAGCGCCGCAGCAUCCGCACCGCAAGCAGGGUUGGCGAACGGGUUAUCUCGCACUGGACCGCACACUUGGUAUGUGAUCCCUUUUGCGAGGCUGUCCUCACCACGGCGCUUGGCGACCGGCGUGGCUGCUAUGGCUCGUUUCUCUCUACCGUCGAUGUGGCGUCCGUGCCGAACAAGCCGACGCUGCGGAUCCGAUUCAAGUCGUCGCCCAGCGCCCACGGCUCGGCUGGCCUCUACAUCCGGACGCUGCUCAAGAAGGAGGCACUGCCGGCAGUGGCGUCGUCGUCGUCGGUGACUACCCAGUUCAAGCGGGCCAAUCUCUCGGCAGCCUCGUCGUCGGGCCUCAACGCGACAGCCCAUCUCGAUGCUGGUCUCGCCUCGCUCGCUCAGGCCCGCUCGCCGUCGUCGCCGCACAUGCCACUAGACGCGGCGUCGCAGCGCAAAGCCGACCACACCGUUCGCGCCCUGGUUCGGCGGGCCAACACUGCGCUUGUCCAUCUCUCGGGGACCCACCGGGGCUUUGUUCUCUUCCGUGGCCGAAUUCAGACACCCGAGUGGGAGGUGUGGAACGCACCGAUCUACUUUCACGGCAACUUUCUCGCUGUUGAGCACAAGUAUCGCGUCCCGCACACUCUCGCGCCGACGCCGCCGACUGCUGGAAACUCCCACGAGAAUGGCAGCGGAAGCAACCGGAUUGUCCGCUCGCGGCGGGCCGUCCGCCCGUCGCGUAUGUCGCUCCUCCGCUCGUCAGUCGCCACCUCGUCGCAGCCGUCGGAUGCUCCCGCCAACCCGCUCUCCAUCCUCCGCAACGAGCUUCUUGCGGCGUCGCGGUACGGAGCGCACGCACGGACCGCCGAGUAUGCACCCACCGUGCCCGAUCGGCUGCUUGCCAAGCCAGCGCAGGGCCUGGCGCCACCUACCGUGGCCGAGAGCACGCUGCUGCAAGGCGAACCAGUCGCCGCCAGCAACGAGAACGUGUCGAGCAAUGCUGGCGUGCACUACACAACGAUGACCAAGCACAAGUCGCUCCGCGAGUCGGGAGCGAAAGACGUGGUGCUCUCAGCGAGCCAGGCCGAGGACGUGACGUUGAUGUACGACCCAUCGCCGCACCGGGUGACCCAAAUCCGAGUCCGUGCCGGACGCAAGCUCGUGAUCAAGACAGCGACGCUACGGCCGAUGACGUACGCGUUCCAAGAUCACGAGCACACGGUGGCAACGUCGGUGUACGUGGCCGAGGACGUGUUGCACUUGUCGGGCGAGCACGCGUUUGGCCCACAUGGCACAGACGCUGAAGGCGACGAUUCGCCGUGGAGGCUCCUCUGCCACCAUGUGUGGCACGAUCCACAGCGCGAGCGCGCUGGGCGGGGUAUCCCGAUUCCCGGAACAGGCAAGCCGAAGCGGAGGAAAAAGAGGAGGAGGCCGACGCCGACGUACGCGCUCGCCAAGGACGCAACGUCGCGGCUGGCGCGCCGGCGUAAGCGCAACAAGAACAUGAGCCGCAAGGCGCGGGCUCCAGUGUACGAGACCGGAACCGUGCGCCUGUCAGGCGACGGGACCAAGACAAUGACGCUCAACCUGACGCUCCCGGGUCCGCACACGUACACCUUUUACUGCUGCUCGGGCUCGCUCGUCCUCCAUGGCGCGCUGGUCCGGCUCUCGGUGGCAGAGCAGAAGCGGCUGGCCAUUGAGGAUCUCCACGCCAAGGGCAUGCACCAGGUGCUCUCGCUCUCGCGUGCGGUCGGCGAGCACCUUGCGCUGUAUGGAUACCAGGCUUCACCAGAGCUGCAACCGGAGAUUGUCGACGCGCUGACUGAUGGCACGUCGGCCAAGCUCGGCCUCUCCCCACGUCCGCCGGCGGGUGCCGGCGCCAAUGCGCACAUGCCGUGGCGCCACCAUCCGCAUCCUGCCGCCACUGGAGAUGCUCGCCCCGGCGCUGCCGGAGCACAUGAUGGGUUAACCCUUAGCGUGAACAACUCGAUCAUGCUUGACUUCCAGGUCACCGGCUGA